Cryptomeria japonica (Japanese cedar) is the source of this 822-nucleotide messenger RNA. Its product is annotated as cytochrome P450 71AU50-like. NCBI's taxonomy places the organism in Eukaryota, Viridiplantae, Streptophyta, Pinopsida, Cupressales, Cupressaceae. The record is from RefSeq and is a predicted model, not a curated record. Gene Ontology annotation, molecular function: monooxygenase activity; oxidoreductase activity, acting on paired donors, with incorporation or reduction of molecular oxygen; heme binding. The coding region runs from base 1 to 822 and encodes 273 amino acids. The transcript has a single exon.
AUGCUGGACAUGGCUGAGAUCGGAAGUGCGGAGAUACAAGUCUCUCGGCUUCACAUCAAAGCAAUCAUCACGGUCAGUAAUUGUCAUGGACCCUCAGAAACUACUAGCUCUUUAGUAUUGUCAAAUUGUGGAACUAUUCAUUUCGUUAAUACCCAAUUGCCAAAUUUCUGCUUAGACCUCACUAACAAAACGAGUUUAAUUCUUUCGCAGGAUAUGUUAAUUGCUGGAGUAGAGACAUCUACCACAACUCUAGAAUGGGCAAUGACUGAGCUGUUGAGAAACCCUCAAGCAAUGUCAAGGGCACAAGAGGAGAUUGAAUUAAAGGUUGGAAGAGAUCGUAUGGUAAGAGAGAGUGAUCUGGUAAGCUUAGACUACUUGCGGUUUGUGGUGAAGGAAACUCUUCGACUACAUGCACCAGCGCCCUUGCUCAUGGCACACGAGUCCACCCAGGGUUGCAAUGUUGGAGAAUACUACAUUCCACCAAAAACAAGGUUAUUUGUGAAUGUUUGGGCAAUCGGAAGAGAUGAAAGAGUUUGGGAAGAUCCUUUAGAAUUCAAGCCCGAGAGAUUUAUUGGCUCAAGCAUAGAUGUGAAUGGCCACCACUUCGAAUUGUUGUCUUUCGGAACAGGAAGGAGAGGAUGCCCUGGGAUUUACAUGGGGCUUUCUUCUGUUUACUUGGUUGUGGCCCAGCUCAUACAUUGCUUUCAUUGGAAUGUGGAGGGUGAUUUGGAUAGGGAGGAAACGUUUGGAUUGACCCUACCAAAGAAGUUUCCUAUCUCUGCUUUUCCCUCCUGGAAGCUCACCACUGACAACCCAUCAUAA